AUGGCAUCAAGUCAAAAUACCUCGAAGAAACAGAUCAUAAUCCUCGGAGGUUCUUAUGGCGGCAUCUCAGUUGCACAUCAGCUCCUCAAGCAUGCCAUCCCUGACCUGCCCGAUAACACAAGUUAUGAAGUCGUUCUCAUCAGCCCGUCGACCCAAGUUAUGUGUCGCCCAGCCUGCCCGCGAGCCAUGAUUUCCGACCGGAUACUUCCCCAAGAGAAGCUGUUUGUCGACAUCGUCAAGCAAUUCGACCAGUAUCCGACGAGCAACUUCAAGUUCAUUCACGGCACAGCAACCAAGCUAGACCACCAGGAGCAUGUUGUAUCGAUCCGGCGACAUGAAGGGACCGACGAAACUCUCCACUACUAUGCUCUUGUGAUCGCGACUGGUGCUACGUCAAAAUCGCCAUUGCUCGGUCUUUCAGGAGAUGCCAGCGAGCUUCGAGCCCGCUGGGCUGACUUCCGCAAAGCAUUGUCACAGGCAAAAAGCAUCGUGAUUGGCGGUGGAGGUCCAUCGGGUGUCGAAACUGCUGGGGAGCUAGGGGAGUACCUUAACGGUCGUGCCGGGUGGUUCAGCUCGAAGCUCGAAAAUCCAAAAGUUCCCAUUACAGUCAUCAACGCGCAAGAUACCAUUCUUCCGCAGCUCCGCCCCAAGAUUGGCAAACAGGCCGAGCACCGGCUCGCCAAAGUCGGCGUGACCGUCAUCAACAAUGUGAAAGUCCAGUCAGUCGUCCCGGACAAUGUGGGACUUACAGUCGACCAACUCACGUCGGCUGCGACGAUAAGCCUCUCUUCCGAUCAGAAGUUGACUGCCGACCUAUACAUUCCAGCCUUUGGCACCACGCCCAACACCUCUUUCGUCCCACAGCCCCUCCUCGCAUCUGAUGGCCGGGUGAAAACCAACGCCACUACGCUCCGGGUCGACGACGCCGGCCCGUUUGUCUACGCUCUCGGCGACGCCUCCAAUGCGGCUCGCCCAGCCAUCCACAACAUUUUGUCACAAAUACCCGUUCUUGCGGCGAAUAUCAAGCGCGACCUUCUCCUGGACUCGAGCGCCAAGUCCCAGGCUACUGCACAGGAUGUCGUCUUCAAGGAGGAUACGCGAGAGACCCAGCUCGUGCCGAUUGGGACCAAGAAAGGGGUCGGCGCCAUGAUGGGCUACCAGGUGCCAAGCUGGGUCGUGUGGCUGAUCAAGGGCCGAGAUUACUGGCUGUGGACUACGGGCCGCCUGUGGAGCGGAAAACAAUGGAAUUAG
Molecule: messenger RNA, 1251 nt
Organism: Cladophialophora psammophila CBS 110553
Lineage: Eukaryota; Fungi; Ascomycota; Eurotiomycetes; Chaetothyriales; Herpotrichiellaceae
Exons: 1
Coding region: 1-1251 (416 amino acids)
Cellular component (GO): cytoplasm
Molecular function (GO): electron-transferring-flavoprotein dehydrogenase activity; flavin adenine dinucleotide binding
Source: RefSeq, a predicted model, not a curated record